AUGGUUAGCUCAUUGUCGGAAAUAACGCACAAUCAGUCUCUUGACUGUUUUUUAUCUUGGCGCAUAUUGAUUACGAGACAGUCGCAGCGUGUGCUAUCUAUUUCAUCCAAAAUGUUUGGAAAGUCACCUUUCGGUUCAUCAAAUACAUCUGCCUUUGGUGCAGGCAGCUCAUUGUUUGGAUCAUCCGCCAAUCGACCAACAACAGGAUUUGGCACACAAACGACCACGCAGAGCACGGGUUUAUUUGGACAAAAAUCUAUUUUCGGCUCUCCCGGACAGUCAACAUCACUUUUUGGUUUGAUUGAUUUUAUUGACAUGAGAAGGAGGAGUGCGCAGCCUGCUUCCUCUACUUCUACAUCAAUAUUUGGUCAAUCAAAACCACUUUUUGGUUCAUCUUCGACAACACAGUCACCAGGUUUUGGUGGUACUACAUCACUGUUUGGUUCAACUCAGUCGACACAACAAACUGGUGGCGUUUUCGGAUCAAGUUUUGGAACAUCAACCAUAUCGGGUACAACUGUUAAAUUUGAACCUCCUACAUCCACGGAUACAAUGCUUCGUAAUGGUACUAAUCAAACGAUUAGCACAAAACAUAUGUGCAUCACUGCCAUGAAACAGUAUGAAAACAAGAGUUUAGAGGAGUUGCGAUGUGAUGAUUAUUUGGCAAAUAGAAAAGGUCCACAAACUAGUGGUUUGGUAUUCGGUCAGACUUCACAAUCAACUUCUUCGUUGUUUGGUUCCAAUACAACUACAACUCAGUCUUCAAUUUUUGGUCAAAAUAAACCACUCUUUGGAAAUACCUCGACUGGUUUCGGUGCUACAACCACGACCUCGUCUGUGUUGUUUGGAACCCCAACAACUACUACAUCAAUCUUUGGCAGUAAACCAGCAAGUGGAGGACUGUUUGGUUCUUCCACUGCAGCAUCACCAUUUGGGCAAACUCAGACUAGCACAGGAUUAUUUGGCGCUAAACCAUCGACGGGUUUCGGCACUCAAAGUUCGUCACUUUUUGGUGGACCAGCUUUUAGCACUACUACACCCUCAUCAAGCCCAUUUACAUUUGGUAAUAGCACGCAACCUGCAACAUCAACUGCUUCGACAGGUCUUUUUGGUGCCAAACCAUCUACUUCAGGUUUUGGUGCUUUCGGUACAUCUACGUCCACGGCUUCACCCUUUGGCGCUCAAUCAACUGGUGGACUUUUUGGUUCCAAACCAGUUGCUGGUGGAUUAUUCGGCUCGAAUACAGGAAGUCUUUUUGGACAAGCAGUCCCUUCCUCAACACCAUCAUUAUUCGGCUCAACUGCACCCAAGCCAACUAAUUCCUUAUUUGGUUCCACUGCGGCGCAGCCUGUUUUCGGUUCCACGCAACAAGUCGCAGGUGGUAAUGUGUCGUUAGUAGCACCCAUUGUUUUGGGUGCCGAUCUUAAUCAAUGGCAAAUUGAAAAAGCAGUAAUCGAAGCACAGUUAGCAUCUAGUCCUUACGGUGAUAAUCCACUAUUAAAACUUCUAACGACUGAAUCACAAGAGAAAUCAAAUAUUCCUAAUCCAGUCAGCAUAGAGCGACAAAUUCGAUUUCUGGCUUCAAAGAAAGAUGCGGUGACAACAACAACACCGAGUGGACCACUUGCACUGGGUUCAAUACCUUCUGCUGCAUCACGUAUUAAACCUUCAGCUUCCAAAUUGCGAGACAGUAUCGGGGACUUUACAUAUCACUCCAUGUUUUUGCCGCCUGGCGUUAGAGGAAGUAAUAGGAAGAAUACAUCAUUAAAUCUUGACAGCACUACUAAUCGAUCAUAUAAUACUAAUGGUUCGUCUUCAUCGAUAGAUCCUUCAAGCUUUUUGGGGACGAACACUAACCAAUCGUCAAAACUAAAAUACAAUUCGAAUGUUAAACGACUUGAUCUCAGUGUUCUCCAUAAAUACAUGCAGGAAAAUCGACGGAAUUCCGCCAACUCAGUAAACAUAUCUUCAUCAGUAAGACAAAUUGAUGGAGAUAGUGAAACGACUGAUAAUGCACGAGUUGGGGCAGUUUCAAAAGCAGAUUCUCGACCAGUUACUGCCGAGUUGGCAUCGGUGGGACGGAGAACGGGCGUUUCAUUCAUGUUGUCAUCUUCGGAAGGUUUGUCAGCUGAUGGUACAACAGCUGGAGAAGGACAACCGGCCGGUUCUCACUCUGCUCCGCAGCGGGCUAGUGAAGUGUCUUCCUCAAUGGUGCAAGGGGAGAGCAUCAAUAAUUCCCUGAGUGUGACUAACAACAAUGUUGCCAAUUCCUCAUCUGAAAAUGUUGCUUUGCAUGGUGUUCAUCCAGCAGGCAUAAUUUUAACAAGGCGAGAUUAUGAAUGCGAACCAUCGCUGGAAGAACUUGCGGAAAUGACGCUGAAAAAUAACGGUGUUUGUCAUAUAGAAAGUGGCUUUACGAUACGUCGGCUUGCUUUUGGUAGUGUUUUUUGGCCUGGACCAUUCGACUUGCACAAUGUUAAUUUGGACAAGGUAGUGCAUUUUCGUCAGCAUGAAGUGAUUGUAUAUCCUGAUGAUAAUUCGAAACCACCAGUUGGACAGGAAUUAAAUCGAUUUGCGGAAGUUAGUUUGGACAGAGUUUGGCCUCGCGAUAAGAAAACCAGAGAAUAUAUCACGGAUCCUCUUCGGCUAGAAGAAAUGGGCUAUCGAGCAAAAUUGGAACGUGCUUCGUUAAAAAUGGGAGCAAAAUUUAAGGAUUACCGUCCUGAAACAGGCACUUGGGUUUUCACAGUGCCGCAUUUCACCAAAUACGGAUUAACGGAAGACGAUGACAAUGAUAUGCUUGACGAGGUGCAGUUGAAAAUGGCCUUCAAAGCUAGCAAGAUCCAAAACGCUGUGCAGCGCGCCAAAUUACCGAGGCUAAAAGUUGCUCAUGAAGAUGAUAUUGCCAAGUCAGCAGCAUCGGAUGCUUCUGCAACUGAUGGCUUUCAAGAUCAUCAGCAAGAAUUGAAACAAAUUGAUUCAAUGUUUUUUGCACGUGGAUUAGGUGGAAUCAACGGUUAUGGAAUAUCAUUUCUUGAGCAAAAAGCUUUCUUUGAUACACAUGUUGUACACGACUCUAUUCGAACAAGUAUGAUGUCAGAAACGGAACAUAAAAUGGAACUUUGUGAUAAUAAAGCAGUUCUGGAUGAUUUGAUGGGUGAUUCUAUGAUGAUUGAUGCGGAAGAGCAAGAAAGUACGAGUCAAUUGCAAAUGUAUCUUAUUGAUCCAGUUAAUGAAAUAAAAACUUACUUUAAAGAAGGUGAACAAAUAAUCAUGAAAGUAGCCGAAAAAACCGGCACAUUUAUAGAUGGUUCACUGAUGAAUGGGAGAUGUGGACGUGUGGGUUGGAAUCAUGGACGAAUAUAUUGGAUGAGCGAUCUUCCCAAUUCAUUAUCAGUCCGAUGUCUUAGGCUUCAAUGCAUCAAUCAAGUGCCUAUCGAAUACAUUAUUGACCUCUUCCAAAAAAUCGACUCCAUGAGUAAAAUAGUGAUUAAUGAGGAAACCGACAGUUUGAUUUUCCAGAAUGUUUCACAAAGAAAGCCAGAUGGGGAGUUUUCUGAUUUAAUAAGUUACUCCUUGGCGGCAUCGAGAUCCAACAACAUGUCACAUGAUUUUAAUGUUUUGAAAUUAUGUGAUGCUCUUUUUGGCUCGCAAGUCACAGCUGAUACCAAUUACACUAGAAUGUUAAAUCGUCGUGAAGAAGUUGCUAAAUGGCUACAAAAAUAUAUGAUAACUACUAAACAACAUGAAAAGCCACCUCCGACGGGUCCUGCUAAAAUCCUUCACUUAUUGCUUAUCGGUAAUUUAGAAGCCGCGGUAGAAGAAGCUGUAGAUAGCAAUUACCCUCAUCUUGCUUGUGGACUUUCAGUAUUCAAAAAUACUGACAGGACAGCUUACAAAAAUCAGAUUGAGCAUUGGAAGGAAACAAAAGAAUGUAAAUUUAUUGACGAAAACCUGCUAAAAAUUUACCUUUUGAUAGCAGGAGAAAUGCAGGCUGAAAUAAAUGGCAAAAAGAUCUUUGUGAAUGAUGGUUUGGAUGGAUUGCAAGCGUUAUGCACAUUCGUUUCAUAUUUUGACCCAUUCGAUGCUUCAUUAAAAUAUGUGCUGCAUGCUUUCGAAAACGAUUUGAAGGCGCGGGAUGCAGAGCAUACGUUGAAAUGCAACGUUUUUUAUAAUCUUAUUCAAUUGGCUUGUGACCCCACUCAGUCUAUGGAAGCGGUUCUGGAACCUAGCUGCACUGCUCUAGAUCCCAUGGAUUAUCAUUUAUGCUGGCAUUUGUGGUUUAUAUUACGAAUUUUGGGAUUUGAACAUCACUCAGAAUCCGCUGAACAUGCACUCCAUAUUCGGUAUGCUGAACAGCUUUGUCAAAUGGAGUUAUAUUAUCCCGCUGCAAUUGUACUGAUGCAUAUUUCUGAUGUGCAAAGUCGAAAUGAUGCUUUGAUUGGUCUUGGUGAUCGAAUUGCGGACAAAGCUGAUGAGGAAACUUACACCAAACUAUCAACAAUGGCGCGUUUACCAGAUUGUAUUAUUGCUCGGUCAAAGUACAUGGGGGCGAAAUUGGAAGGUGAUGAAGCUAAAAUGUGUUUAUACGCUUUGCAGGGAGGCAUGCUUGAUGACGCACAUUCUAUUUUCUUAGAGAAAGUUGCACCUAACAUGAUUAUAUCAGAUGAUUAUGAAAGUCUGGGUAAGCUUGGUGAUUUAUUUGAGGAGGUGAGUGAUCGAAUACCAGCGUGGGGUCCAGGAGGACAAAUUUUCACCGAUUUUUACCAUAUUAAAAAAAGGCUGGAGGAAAUUGGAGAUGAUGAAGAGGUGAAAGAAAUAAUCAAAUUGGCGCAUUCCCUUGAAUUACGGCUAGUCGCAAUGCCCGUAACUAAUCCCAUGCAAAGACUUGCUGCAACAGUAAUGUCCAAAUAUGUUUUCAAGUUAAUUUACGGUUACGAAGGUACUGAAACCGAAAAUCUACCAUUAAGUUAUGAAGAUAAGUUGGAAAUUGCAAGUGAUUUGGAAAUUCUUCCCAGUUUUCCCAUGGAUGUUACUGCUUCCCUAGCAUCGAUUAUGAAUUGCAGCAGUAAUGGUCAAUGA
Acanthocheilonema viteae is the source of this 5082-nucleotide messenger RNA. The record is from the annotation of a GenBank genome assembly. Lineage: Eukaryota; Metazoa; Nematoda; Chromadorea; Rhabditida; Onchocercidae.